UCGAUUUUUGUCGGUGAAAAUCGCCAAUUAGCUUAAUUCCGUUCCCGUGCUGUGUUCGUAAAUCCACGUACAUUCCGCCAUGAGUCUGAAUUUGGACGAAUGCUACGAACAUGUGCUGGGACUGGUGGAGAGCGCCGGAAGUUUGAUCGCCUCGCGGAAUUCCGACCGAAAACGGGUGUUGGAAAAAUCCAGCAACAUCGACUUGCUGACCGAAACCGACCAGCAGGUGGAACGAAUGCUGAUGGACGGCAUUUCCGCCAAAUACCCUGACCACCGGUUUAUCGGGGAAGAAGAAACGAGCGAAGGCAAGAAAGCCGAACUGACCGACGCCCCUACCUGGAUUAUCGAUCCCGUCGAUGGGACGAUGAACUUUGUGCACAGCUUUCCACAUUCCUGCAUUUCGAUCGCCCUGCUGGUGGCGCAGACAACCGAAAUCGCCAUCAUUUUCAAUCCCAUUGUCGGCCAAAAGUUUACGGCACGGCGCGGUAAGGGUGCGUUCCUGAACGGCAAACCGAUCCGCGUGUCGGAGGAAACGAGAUUUGCGUACGCCCUGGCCACCACCGAGUUUGGCACCAGCCGCGAGGAGGAGAAAACGGCGGUAGUACUCGAGAACAUUGGGAAACUCAUUCGCCAGAUCCAUGGUAUGCGCAGCCUCGGUUCUGCUGCACUCAAUAUGGCCAUGGUGGCACUCGGUGGGGCGGAUUUUAACUACGAGUUCGGCAUCCACGCCUGGGACAUUGCCGCAGGUGAUUUGCUGGUGCGUGAGGCCGGUGGUGUCUGCCUGGAUCCGGCCGGCGGUCCGUUGGAUUUAAUGUCCCGCCGGGUGCUGUGCGCUAGUACGCAAGAGCUCGCCGACCAGGUGGUGGCCGCACUGACGCAGUACUAUCCCCAACCGAGGGAUUAAGCUUGGAGUCUGCUAAUGUACUUACCUCAGGAGACGACAGGUAUAUGCCAAGCAUCAUUACCGUUACAAUUGUUUUAGCACCGGAACCACGCGUUCUGUGUAUUUAAUGUGUCGUGCAAUAAAUUAAACCUCCGCCGA
Messenger RNA from Anopheles bellator, 1042 nucleotides. RefSeq names its product inositol monophosphatase 1-like. The coding region runs from base 80 to 904 and encodes 274 amino acids. The record is from RefSeq and is a predicted model, not a curated record. Gene Ontology annotation, molecular function: inositol monophosphate 1-phosphatase activity. The transcript has 3 exons. NCBI's taxonomy places the organism in Eukaryota, Metazoa, Arthropoda, Insecta, Diptera, Culicidae. Gene Ontology annotation, biological process: signal transduction; inositol metabolic process; phosphatidylinositol phosphate biosynthetic process.